AUGCCGGACGACAGCUCUGACGCGCCCCUCAAAAUUGACCGCCAAACAACAACUCCCUUUCACUUGAAGCUCUUCUACAGGGAGCAUUCCUUCCACCACCUUUCAGAUUUCCCGAUUCCUUCUCCCCCAUCGGGCGGAAACGUGUCUCUCGCACCUGCCCCUCUCCCUCUCCCUCACCUCCAAAUAUACACCUGGCCUUCCUGCUCCCUGCGAGAACUCGCGCAGCUCUUGACGUCAUGUCUCCCUUCAAUACUUCCAGACCCAGCUGUGGGGACGCGCAUCAGCUUUCGCCUCAUAUAUCCCGAUACCAGAACCCAGACUGCUGCCGGAGACGGUCGAGGGAGGUUCUUGAGCAGGGAUAUGGGUAGUGUAAUUGUCGGGCCAAGUGAUGAUGCGGAGAACCAGGAAACUGAUCGUCGAGCAAAUGGGCCUCUGAAGCUCCAGGGCGACGAAGCCGACAAAUGUUUACAAGAUUUUCGCUUCGUGAUUGGUGACUACGUGGAUUGUGCCAUUCUCCCACCCCUGUCUGAUGGCUCAAUUGCCCCCGCCAUUGUAAACAGGGGAGUGGUAGGAAUCUCAGCAAUAGGAGGCGGCAUGAGAGCUUUUGGCAAUGGACCGUCUACAUCAAGAGAAAAUGGGUUUAGCAGAUCAAGAACAGGUGGAAGUAUGGGUAGGGGAGGUGGUUUCCCUCACAUGGGCCCAGCAGGUGUACCUGCUGGUGCAUCUAUAUCCUCUGAUGCUCCUUCAUACUUUUCGCAUUUUUUUGACGGGCAAUUACGUCACCAUGAAACCGGCGCGGCGGUACGAACAUUGUAUAUUGACCGUGACCCUGCCAAUUUCCGAAAUAUUUUAAAGCAUCUUCAAGGUUACCAUGUGCGACCACGAGAUGGAUUACAUUUUGUUAGGUUGUUUGCGGACGCCCAAUUUUAUAGUUUACCGUGCUUGAUCUCCCAAUUGUUCGAGUCCGAGAUAUUCAUCCAAAUUGGAGACUGGAAUUUUCAAAUUCCGCGGGACGUCUUUUCUAGCCCUGGUGAUUCGCCCAAUUUCUUCUCUCUCACAUUUGAGGCUUUCUUUGCCACCCCGGGAGAGGUUUUCCCCGGCUUGGAUCGGCAGGGGCUUCUACGUCCACCAGCUAUCAUGCCUCCCAUGGUGCUCAACCGGUCCGCUGAAGUGUUUGCUGAACUCCUGCAUUUUCUUAAGGGUAUCCCAUUCAUAUACGGAACGAGGAACAUCGUGCAGAACUGCUACCUACAACCUGCGCCAGCAGAGCACAGAAAUCGUGAUUCAACUGCAAGAUAUCCAGAAGAUGGGGGUCCAACUCGUCAGCGAUGGCUGCUCUCCAUCAAGAACUGCCUCCCUGGUGGGGCCUCCGUUCGUUAUUCGCGCCCGCUUGUCGACGAUAAAUCCCAUGAAUUAAUAGUAGAGAUCGGUGAUGAAAAUACACGGCUACAGGUGAAGUCCGGCAUGGUUGCCAGCAAUCAGCCAUUCGGCCCCAACCAUGUGCCAUUAGGCAAAAUUCAGGUCAAAAUCUGGAUAGACUCUUGUGCGGCUGUUAUACCCGAUGGAGAGCCGUGCAUUAUUGAUUGGAGUUGGGUCCGAAUCUCCCCUCCCACAAUCCCAGGGAGCAGGAGAACUUUGGUCUCUAAGCCCCUUGGUUCCGAAGUUGGCAAUAAACCCUGCCCAACCAAUCUUGGAGAGUUUUCGGAUAGAAGUAACGGGGAAUUCUCCGAGGUGGACAGUAAACCAAGCAGCGAUGUAGCACAAUCGCGGACAGCUACCGGGUUGGUGUUUAAGUCUGGCCCUUCUCCGCCCUUGUUCCCGUUCAGCAACUCAGACCCAUUGCGGUCGCAUGAUGGCCAAGCAGCAUUAAAACGUAAGAGAGAUGGUAGCAUGGACAAUCGUGGAGAGUGGCUGGUUCAAAAGGGUCAGUGGAAAUUGCGGCUUGAGCCUAGUGACGGGGAGAGUGGCACUGGGAGAAUGGAGAUUGUACUCGUUGCCGUCAAACUACAAGUUGGUAGUGGGCAACGGGCGCGGAAUUUGAGCCGGAGAUUCUUGGGCUAA
This is a messenger RNA of Paracoccidioides brasiliensis Pb18, 2061 nucleotides long. RefSeq lists its product as uncharacterized. Bases 1 to 2061 code for a protein of 686 amino acids. The transcript is spliced from 7 exons. The record is from RefSeq and is a predicted model, not a curated record.